CGUGCCACGAGCCCGCACAUCAGCCCACCCUUCGUUGACCCACGACAGCUACCGCGCGUGCGUCUCUUAGCGGCGGGUCUUCCCCACACCCAAGCAUCAUCCCUCUUUAUUACCCCAUCCCGCUCACCACCCUGUCAACCAUCUCUCUGGGACAGCCUUCCCCUACAACAACUCAGCUCAACCCGGUCAUCACAAUACAACACACACAAAACCAUCAACGGUCAACAGUACUCUGCAGAUAAUCAAGUUCGCCAGCAGACACAAGCCUCAUUAUUGCCCAGACAAAUCGAAACAGCAUAGUACAACUCACCCAUUCACAAUGUCGGGCGACUCCAGCUCCAACGGCAUGGGCCGGAGAGGCUCUGUCACCACCGCGGCCUUCACCAACCUCUUCCAGCGCAGCAACUCAAUGUCAGCCGGCAACGGCAAUGGCAGAGAAUCUGCCACAUCAGUCUCUGCCCGAGACCAGCGUCGGCGACUGUCUGUUACCACGCUGGGGCUUGGGGCACAGAACCCCACAACAGCUCCCUUCAGUGUCCGCCGAGGAAGCAUCUCGACCACCAGUUCUGACGCCAUCGACGAGAACGCUGUCGAAGAAGACGAGUACGCCAAGAACCCGCCAAACACACCUUUCACUCGUCGGAUGAGCUUCGGGGCUCCGUCCAUGCGGACCCCGCGCCCAGGCUCCGGCAGUCCAAAUGGUAGGAGCGUCUCUUCAGGAAACACACGCCCCUCACCACCCAGAGGUGUCUCCAACACAACCUUUCCCGCUCGAAGCCCAAGCAUUUCUCAGGCAAGCAAUACAACCACCGCAAGAACUCCUUCUGACAUGCUUUACGGCCGCUCAGACACUGGUUACAAUUGGUCUGAACAGCUUAGAUCUCGUGCCGAGAGCUCCGUCGCUGGUGCUCGACCCUCAUUUUCAACGAGCUUCUCAACCUCACCACCCCGUGGUUCUGUAUCCCAGGACCGUGCCAAAUCAGUAUCGGACAUGCCAGCCCCGCCACAGCAGGCUGCUGCCAUCAAGCCCAAGCAACCAGAGCGGCCUCGGCCAGAUGCCAUGCAGGAGAGGAUCCUGAAGGGCGACUUCUACAUGGAUUGAAGAAUGUGGAUCUUCAUCGACAAAAAUCUAUCAA
Messenger RNA from Microdochium trichocladiopsis, 1136 nucleotides. RefSeq lists its product as uncharacterized. The transcript has a single exon. The record is from RefSeq and is a predicted model, not a curated record. Lineage: Eukaryota; Fungi; Ascomycota; Sordariomycetes; Xylariales; Microdochiaceae. Bases 320 to 1102 code for a protein of 260 amino acids.